AUUCCCUCGCCGAGUUUGGUCCUGGAGCGGAAAUAACAAAAUGGGAAGAAAGACAAACACGGUUAGAAUUUCUAAGCGUCUGAAACGUGUGGAAGAGAAGAGCCUUUUGCGAGAAUUGAAGCGUUUCUUGAGAAGAACAGUUAGUGUGAAGAAACUGGUGCUUGUGGCUGCAUUUCAAGUGGUCCUGGUGGCAUUGUUUAGAGUGUUAGUUGGUCGCAGUUGGCUUCAAAGAGAUGUGAUGGAUUCCUUGAACAGACUCCAUCACUCUCCAGACCUGGAUGAGAAGAUGAGGAAAAUGAGGGCCACAGGGGAGACUCCAGAAAUGGAUGACAUCAUCACAAAUAAGCAUCAGGCUGUGGUGAGAUUGAAUGAUGCCCCGACAAGAGGAUUUGAAGACUUUGUUGGGUCAAGGCCGGCCACGCUGAGAUUUUUCAGCAAUUUGUACACCGAGUUGUUGGUGGAGGAUGCAGCAGAAACAUUCUUGGCCCUGGACAAACAUCAGACGACUUUGCUGACCUGGGAUCACUGCUGCUGCGGAUACAGACACUAUUCCUAUUGUUGGGAAUUCACAGCAGAAGACUCAGUGAGGAAAUUGGAUCUCAGUGUUUUCACCCCAGGGGAGAAUAAUCGUGAGAAAAAUAGUGAUCACAGAGAUGGAAUAGGUAAUUAUUUGACUAGAAGAAAAAUGCUUCCAUCUGAAGACUACUUCAUGUUUGAGUUUGACUUCCCCUGGGCCAUGUGGGAGACAGUGCAGAGGUUUUAUCCGUAUGGCACUUCAAAGGAACCACCAUCUCACUCAUUUUUAGCCAUCAUAACUGCUCUUCAUUAUUGCGACCACGUGUCCGCCUAUGAAUUUAUCCCGUCGGACAAGAAUCCCACAAAUUCACAUGAUUUCUACUAUGAGUCUGCCCUCAACCAAAGGCUGGAGAAGAAGCUGCUGAAGCCGGUGUCACAGGGGCGUGUGAACUCUGGGCCAAACGGGUCGUCUUCACUAAGGGCAGAAUUUCAUCUGAAGCUGGAAGAAAUGGCUGUGUUGUUCCUGCUUAAUGAGGCAAAUGUUGAAAGAGUGUUUGUGGACGGUGUGGCGGAAUUCAGGGGAUUGAGGGAUAAAUCCAUUGAGUGCCCUUGAAUUUUUAUGUGUUGUAAAAGAAUUCCAUAUAUACAGAAAUUUUUUUGUUAUACUGUAUCACUUUUUGUGUACCAGGUGACUUUUUAAAUUCCCUCCAAAGUUUCCAAGCAGAGCACAUCAUUUGUUGGAAAAUAAAAAUAAGAAAGAGGAAGUAAUGACCAAAUGA
Notodromas monacha is the source of this 1295-nucleotide messenger RNA. NCBI's taxonomy places the organism in Eukaryota, Metazoa, Arthropoda, Ostracoda, Podocopida, Cyprididae. The record is from the annotation of a GenBank genome assembly.